GUCUUCGUUUUUCGAAGGUAUGCAGACACCAGCACACCCGCGCCACGAGGUGUGGGAUCGACGCUGUUUUGGGUCUGUAGAUGGUUUUCUAGCGUAUGUACGAAAAUUAGGCACAGAGAGAGUUUGGUGUUGGCAGAGUACAUGUGCGUGCCUGCGUGCGUGCUCGCUCUCAGGGUGCGCUCGUUUGCAGUUUGUUCAGAGUGCUGCGCGAGUGCUGCACUGCACAGGUGUCGGGGUGGGAUCGCCGCAAAUUUUUGUGUGCGUCGAGGCUGUGGGACGAGGAUAGUGAGGGAUACUAGGAGGCCUUUUUAUCUGUCUGAUCCUGUGGCGAACAGAAAGAGGAUCUCUGGCGAAUACAUGGGCGGAGUACAGGUCCACUCGGUUGGUGCUUAUAACUGGUCAGGAUUAGAGCUGAUUUGACAGACGUCAAUAAACGAACCCGGGAAGCGCAUGAUUUCACUCGGAAAUCAAGGGUGUGGAGAAUGCCUGCAGCUAGAUCCCAGGGGGCGAAAGGGUCUCUUGGUGCCAAAGAAAAUGCUGAUGGUGAUCAAAAUGGAGCUGAUGGGCAGUCUCUGGUGGUCCAAGAGAGAGGCAGGCCGAGAAAGUCCGUCAAGCGAGCUGCUGAAAGUACUAGUCAAACUAUAACAGGGGUAGUCGUCAAGAAGCCACUCGGAAGACCACGGAAGCGCCCCAAGCUACAGGCAACGGAAGAGGUUCCCAUUGAGCCUGUAGAAGGAAACGAGACAGAGCCCCAGCAGACUAUUUCCAAAUCUCCCCCUGCCAAUUGUACUGUGAAGAUUCCUAGAAAACGAAAUGGGCAGAAGUCCAAGAGAAAGGUUACGAAGACCUUGCUGGUGAACGGGAAGAAGCUAGGAGGUUCUUCUGAAGCUUUGGAAUCCUCUGAAACACCAGGCAGGCUGCGCAGGAGAAGAGCUUCGAAGGAAUGUAAGGAAAGCGAAGGCCAUGACGAAGGACAAGGUAAAGAGAAUGGCAGCAAAAAUCUGAGGUCUCACGUUAAAGCCUCCAAUCGUACAGGAACUUCCAAAGGUGCCUCAGUUGCCGGGUCCUCUGAAGAUAACAACGAGGGUGAACAAGACGACGAUUCUGGGAAGCAGCGCAAGAGGAGGCGAAAGCGUCGGAAGAGUGGUAUGCACUCACAAGUCGAUGAUAAACUAAGGAUCAAACGACGGGUGAAGAACUUGGUCAACAGGAUAAGGCAGGAACAGAAUUUCAUAGAUGCAUACGCCGGUGAAGGUUGGAAAGGCCAAAGUCGGGAGAAAAUAAGACCUGAGAAGGAGCUGCAAAGAGCUGAAUCUCAGAUUUUACGGUGCAAGCUUGCAAUUCGUGAAUCUAUACACGAGCUCGAUAAUUUGGGCUUGGAGGGAUCACUUCAGCAAUCAGCUUUUGAUGAGGAAGGAAGAAUCUUCCACGAAGAGAUUUUUUGUGCGAAAUGCAAAUCACAGGAUGCACAUAUUGAUAAUGACAUUAUAUUAUGUGACGGGGCUUGUGACCGUGGUUUCCAUCAAGAGUGUUUGGAACCACCACUGGCAACUGCUGACAUUCCACCAGGGGAUGAAGGUUGGCUUUGCCCUGUUUGCGAUUCGAAAGUUGAGUGCCUCAACUACAUGAAUGGAUAUAUGGGCACGGAGUUUCAAGUCGAAGAUCAGUGGGAGGAUCUCUUUGCUGAAGAUGCAGAAAAAGCUGCUGGUGGUUGUACAUCGAAUGCAAUGGAAGAAGACUGGCCUUCUGAGGACUCAGAGGAUGAUGAUUAUGACCCCGAGAGAGCGAAGGUUAUCAAAGAUAACAAAGAUGACAAAGAUGAAGAUGAUGAAGAGAAGAAACUGGCGGACUCUUUAGAUUCAUCUAGCGACUCCGGAAGUGAGUCAGAAGCGACAUCAGGGUCUGCUGCAUCCAGUGACGAUGACUCAGACAAUUCUCUCGUGAGCGGCGACGAAUUAGCCCACCAAGGAAAGAGACGUCAGAGAAAAGAUGGAGAAGGGAGAACUCCAGUGAAUGAGGAUGUGGAUGCUAAUACGCAAGAUCACGCAAACAUCUUGGCUGCCGAAGAAGAAGAAGUAGCUGCAGUAUCUGGGAAGAGACAGCGCAAGCCAGUUGACUACAAGAAACUUCAUGAUGAAAUGUUCGGCAAGGCAGAUGUGGAUGAUGAUGAUCAGCCCUCGGAGGACGAGGAGUGGGGUCCCGGAAGAGGACGCAGGAGAGGGAGAGCCGAAGCUGUGAAUGGAGGAGUGAAACCAGACACUAAUGGUGCUGAAACCGGAAAAGAAAUGGCAAAGGAGCCCAAGAGAAGAAACAGGAGAAAAUCCACCAGUGCACAGGUUGCUAAUGGACAACAAGCAUUAAGUGGACAACAAUCUGACGACGGGAAGACAUAUCGCAGACUACCGGAUAAUGCAGUCGAGAUGUUACGUCAAGAGUUCGAUUCGGGGACCUGUUUCCCAACAAGAGUCUACAAAGAAACUCUGGCCGAGAAACUUGGUAUAUCAUAUCAGCAGAUCUGUUCCUGGUUCAAGAAUGCGAGACAUGCCGCGAAGAUUGGCAUGGGGCAUAACUCAUCACCCAAGAUGUCAAGAAAGAAGGAAAACGCCACCAGCGAGCUGUUUGGAAGUGGAGAUGGUGGGAUGGACGAAAUAGAGGUGACAAAUGGUAUACUAGUGGAGAAGCUUGAUGAGGUGCAUUUGAAACUCCAACAGCUGAAGCACACUUUGGAAGCCAUAAUCUCCACAUCAGAAACAUCUAAUGGAAACAGACACACUGGGAUACCUGCAGAUGGAAUCCCUGAGAAUGGGGUAGUUCUACCAAAUGGCAGGCGCGUUGUGUACGUACCGGUCGCUGAGGUAAUAGAGAAGGAAUCUUGAUGUACAAUGUUUGGACGUUCGCUCAAUGAAGUCCUGUGAGGUGGAAUACAAGAAGAGGAUUGAGACGAGAGUUUAUCGAAUGUUGGGAGGAAAGUCUUAUGAUCACCACUCAUGCAGGAGGACUGCUAACAAUACUUACUGAUGAUGGGAUGCGCAUCCCAAAUGAGUUGCGUGUGAUCUCGACAAGUUUCUGGAGGUUUCGAGACAUUUUCUCCUCGCUUGAUGAAGCUUCAUGUACAAAAAUAUAUCAGCUCACUAGAGGAGGAGAAAUAUUCUUCACCACUGCUAAUUGGCAGAGGAUAGAGGUUCGUGGUUUUCUGUUCUGUCUUCUUCCUGUCCCUUUUGUCUUAAUCUGUUCCUGCACUAAGUGAGGAGUUACCGAGCUCCGCCUUGUGGAAUAGACAGGCACACGUUGUGAUCUGGAGUAGAAGUUUUACCUGGAGAAAGCAUACCGUUCGUUCCCAUUGAAAAGCAGACUCUGAGAUGGAUUGGAUCGGUACAUUUCCUUGUCACAUGCCUUAGAUUCCCAGAUUGGACGUGUGGACGACACGGUUUAGGUUGAGGUGGUAGUACAGAACUUAAGCCCAAAGGAGAAGCAGUAAAGAUGAUUACCUAGCUUCAUGUGGAUUACAUAGUAGAGGUAGUCGAUGAGAAGUUUAGCGCAGAGGUGCAACAGCAUCCUUGACAUUCAGGUCGAUUGACCAUUACUUGUUUUGAUGUUGUGGAUGAGCUCGGUGAUGACGGACACAUCUUGACUUGAAGAGUGUCUCAGGCAACAAAUGCGCAGUUGACGAAUUACAUGU
This is a messenger RNA of Marchantia polymorpha subsp. ruderalis, 3679 nucleotides long. Lineage: Eukaryota; Viridiplantae; Streptophyta; Marchantiopsida; Marchantiales; Marchantiaceae. The record is from the annotation of a GenBank genome assembly.